UUGAGAAUGAAGUGCCUGAUUGUGUUCUUUGCAAUUGUCGUUGUCCUGGCUUCCCAGGCCACAGCCGGAAAUGUGAUUAUCGGCGGAGUAUGCCGGGAUUGCAGUCCGCCGGUGGCGGACAACUUGGUGGUCGGUGGCCAAACCUACAGGACGGGCAGGCCGGGCCAGGGAACAGUCUAUAUUAAUUCCCCUGGCGCUUAUCCAGGAGCUCUGGGCGCUACAUUCCGGCGACCUGCAGCUGGCGACGGACGAGGCGGUGGCAUCCAGUAUCCGGAUGGCUUUAGUGGUCGCCUGCCUGGUGGCACUUACCUUCACAAUAAGGAUUGCGUGGGCUGCAGCAUCAACGUGGGCGGGGAUUAAUCCAAUUAUACCGUGCUUAGAACAUAAAAUAC
Molecule: messenger RNA, 392 nt
Organism: Drosophila santomea
Lineage: Eukaryota; Metazoa; Arthropoda; Insecta; Diptera; Drosophilidae
Gene: BomBc1
Product: bomanin Bicipital 1
Exons: 2
Coding region: 7-360 (117 amino acids)
Biological process (GO): defense response
Source: RefSeq, a predicted model, not a curated record